Molecule: messenger RNA, 1414 nt
Organism: Ornithorhynchus anatinus (platypus)
Lineage: Eukaryota; Metazoa; Chordata; Mammalia; Monotremata; Ornithorhynchidae
Gene: TMEM273
Product: transmembrane protein 273
Exons: 6
Coding region: 141-434 (97 amino acids)
Source: RefSeq, a predicted model, not a curated record
GCACUAAGCAACUUUCAGGAUGUGGUGGGGCUUCCUCCCUGUCACAGGGGGUGACUUAACUUUUGUCCUUCUCUCAUUGCCGGAGGACGAUAUUAGUGCGGAGGUAAAUCAGUCUGUGUGUGGAAUGCACCACCGUCUUGAUGGCAAGGAUGAGCUUGCUUCCUGAGAGCCUAAGGACUUUCUUCUUAUUCCUAAUUUUUUGUGGACCUCAAGUUUUGGCCACAGAAGUAUCUAUCACUGAAGAAGUAGUAGAUGUUAAAUAUGCUGUCAUUGGGACCCUGCUAGGAGUAAUCAUUUCCGCUAGUUUUCUAGUAGUAAAGAUCUGCAUGAUGAGGAAGCAUAUGUUUGACAACGAGAUAGAAGACCCUAGAAGAAACCCCAACAGGUUGCACUUGAGUUCAUCGGAUAGAGAUGGCCAAAUGAUUGAAGUAUAACCAGAAACGAUUUCUCAAUGGAAUGUGAUCAGCUUGGAUAACUGCCUGCUAUACAGCCCACCAGAGAGCCUGCUGACAGAGGUCUCCAAACCUGUCAAUUCAAUUGCGCUAGGGGCCCAUUUAAAAAUCUUAUUUGUAAUCUCAUGCCCCUAUGAAACUGGAAACCCUUUGAACACCUCAGUCAGUCAGUGGUGUUUAAUGACUGCUUACUAGAUGCAGAGCACUGUGCUAAGUACUUGGUGUUUAUGAACAAAAUAACCAAAGUCAGAGAUGAAAGAGACUGAUAUUCAAAACAGGAGCAGUAAGACAAUCACCCCCAGAUUUGGGGGGCGGAAAUGCGAGUGAAAGUCAUAGUAAAGAAAAGCGAACAAGGGAGAGACAUGAUCAGUGACAAAAUGGGGGGUUUUUGAAUCUACUUUUAUGCCUGUUAGUGCCUUUAAGAUUUCAGGAAGGCAACAUUUUCCUUCUGACCUAUAUAUCCUACAUGAAGAAGAAAAGAUCUUAGAGAGAUCUGGGACCCUAAAAACUUACGUCCUCAAGUUUAAACAUAGUCAUCUUAAUCAAAGUUUUCCUGCAAAGUUCCUUUCGUGCUACCCUUGUUUCUCCUUCCAGGUUGCCUUACCCUGUGUUUAUAUGACGGCCUAUAAAUUCAGAACCAAUAUUACUUGCUUCGCAUCAGUAAAAUGGAAAAAUACCUAAGUGUCAAUGAAUUUUAUUCUCGAAGGGGCUUUCCUCCUUGUCUAGACUAGGUUUUUUCCUCCUUUUGUGGGAUGAAAGAUGAGCUGUAUUUCAAAGCAAAGUGCUGGAUUAUAAUAAUUUGCCUGAAUUCCCAGGGUGUCUUUUACCCAACUUGAUAAUGUAGCUCAUUAGCAGCCUUUGUUAACUGAUAACCUAAAGCAUAAUGCAAAGUGUAAGUAAUUUUGUGUGUGUCUGUGAGUGGGUGUUAGAGAGAAUAAAGCAUCUUGUAAGGUAUCUGUUAA